Messenger RNA from Syngnathus typhle (broad-nosed pipefish), 2070 nucleotides. RefSeq names its product bucky ball 2-like (gene buc2l). Lineage: Eukaryota; Metazoa; Chordata; Actinopteri; Syngnathiformes; Syngnathidae. The transcript has 4 exons. The record is from RefSeq and is a predicted model, not a curated record. Bases 1 to 2070 code for a protein of 689 amino acids.
AUGGCAGCUGCUAACAGACCCCCAACAGCUCGCCCACAACAAGAGCGGGCACGGCACUUUCGUGCCACCAGUGGUGUACCAAACACCAGACAGCCGGACACAGGACCAGGAUGCCCGAGCCAAGACCCAGGAUCAACACACCAUCCCAGACCUGUCUUCUAUGUCCCUGCUCCGCCUCCACCUCAACCUCAAUUUCUCCACUACCAGUGGCCCAUGCCAUUCCCCUACAACCCGAUUGCUGGAUUCUCAGGCAUGGGCUAUGGGAUGAUUAUGCCCCCAUUCCCACCUUCCCCCUAUAUGGAGGCGCCAGCUUACGUCAUGCCCCACCCACAUGUUGACUACAGACAUUUUCUACACCCCAUGGUCCAUGCGCAAUGCCCACCGUAUCAGAACCCAAACCAGACGAGAAGAUUUCGCGGUCCGUUUCCUUUCAGUGUUCGUCAAACAACCAACUCUGAAGUCCAAACGGAACCUUCUGAAGGCUCUGUCAGUGACAAAGAGGGAAGCGUUCAUGGAGAUUCCGGAACAGGAACUGCUUCGUGUUCUCCAUCUUGCAGAUCUAGCUCCCAAAAACAAGAUUCUGUCGAGGUUGAGAAGUAUCGUUUACCUAGCGUGGACAUGGAUGUCCAGCGCAGUGGAAAAAGCAGUCCCAGUUCUGCAGAAAAUAAAGCUGUAGAGUCCUGUAGUGAAACAUCAGAAAAACAGAAUGGGCCUGCAGACAUGUGCAAUUAUGAAAAUGGCCCUCCCUGCAAGAAUGACCGUUGUAAUAUAUGGUCAGUGAGCUCUCAAGAUAGUAUGAUCCCGAUGUGUAACUCUUCACAACAAGAGGAUGAGUCUAUUCAAGAAAGGCAUGUCUCUGUCAGUGAUAUUUUAAAGUGUUGGAGAGCUGGCGCACCACAGGAGGGAAUACUGAAAGCAACAGAGAAGGAACUUUUUCACAAUGAAGAUCAGCUGGCUUUCAAAACUCGUGAGCAAUACGAGGGGCCUGUUUCUCAUACUGCCAAGAAGACUGGGAACGGUCCCAGGCUUCUAGGAUACAGAAGAGAAAGUGGAGAAGUCGGGGCGCCUCUUUCUAAAAAGUCAUCUGAUUCCCAGAAUGAAGGUGCACAGUCAUCGAAUGAGUUCAAUGAAUCCCAAGAAAAUGACAGACUCUUAGAUGAAAAUGCUUCUGGGAGUGUCUCUUAUAAAUUGCCUUUAAGUACUCCCCGAGUCGAAAGGAAAUUGAAUGAGUCGGUGUGGUCUGUGGAAUCUUUAGGACCCUUUAUCCCUAGUAAGGAAUGGAUUGUGCAAAAUAUGACGGCGUCACAGAUGGUUGCAGAGAUAGCAGAGGAACCUGAAGAUGGGUUGUCAAAACAAUACGACAUUAUUUUAGGUAACUGUGAUGGAAACCAGAGCAUAAACCCGCCCACCCCAGAUUCUGCGCCAAUGUCAGGUGGUUGUCUUAUUUACAGUACCCCGGCGCAGAAGACAAACCCACCACAAACUCCAAGAAGGAAUUCGGCUCAAUCCCCUGAAUCUCCAAAAGAGCAGUCUGGCAUGAAUCCUACAAAAAAUGAACCUUUGACUUGUUCACAGAGUGAUAUCACACCUUCUGGUGAAAGUGGGUCUCCUGAACCUGCGGGUAAUCAAAGCCCAAAUCAGAAUGCAUGUAAUGAUGUGCAACAGGUGAAAGUUCCAUGCAUUGCUGACCAAAGAGAAACUCCUUCAAGCUCAUUAGAAAACAUCCCAUCAACAGCCAAGUGCACACUGAAUGAUACAGAGGCUGUGAAAUCGGUGCCUGAAGUGGAAAGCAAUGAUGACCUGAGCAAUCAUCAACUUUGUGUUCUUCUGGCUAAUCCCAGAACAGCUGAAUUCUCUCCAGGAAGAAUGGGACAUUGUUUUUGCAUUGGCUGCCAUUGCAAUAAAUUCCACGAACCCAAAUAUCCAUUUGAAGAGUUAAAGUCAAAUGUGGGAUCAAAAGUAAAACAUCGAGCUGUGCGGAAAGGGAUCUUGACGAAUGCACGAAUACAGAAGAAAUAUGGUCCCUGGAGAAACAAACGACUUGGUGCAGAUGAAGAUCUACAACGUUGA